AUGGAUUCCUUUUUGAGUGUCACUGCCAGAAAAACUUUAGGAAGGUUCACCACGUAUCAUUUUGUUCAUAAUCAGGAGUUUGGACAUGUUGAUCCAAUAUUUUUCGCUAUUUUUGGUGAGGAAUUAGGACCCGUUUGGCACUUGGAAGAUAUUGAAGGGCAUCAACAUCAGUUAAGCUUUAAUAUGGAUGACCUACAAUCUGACUUUGCAGAUUACGUUCGUAAACGUAGAUUGAGGAGGUUGGAAUUGCAGGGACGUAACAACACCUUCAUUGUUCAAUGUAAACUUCUGCUCCGUAAUACACCAAAGAAGUCAAUAUCCAAAGAAAAUGUUACGCCAGAUUCAACUAGCAAAACCUACUUAUCUCUCAAUGAAGAUACAGAUGUGCAGAAUAAAAGAAUUCAAUCUACUAUUAGAAAGCCACUUUCCGAGUUGACAUAUUGUGAACUUGAACAAAAUAAUGGGAAAGCUGCACGAAGAAGAAGAAAACUUAUUAUAAAUCACAAGUUGGCAGAUAAAAAAUUUCAUGGUUCUACAUCAAUUGGAUCUACCAAUGCUCCAAUUUUGCAAAACAACAACAGUAACAACACAGGUUUACAAUUCUGUCAGCCUUCUCGGGAGCAGGCUAUUAGAUCUAUUUCGAAGAUAUUGGAUUUUGACAAUAAUUCUGAAGAAGAUGAAAAUGAUGAUAACAUAAUUGGACAUUUCAAAUCUGAUUUGUAUUCAAAAGCUGAAAUUCAAGGAAAUGUUGAUGUUGGGGAGUGUUCACUUGAGUGUCCCUAUUGUCAAGCUCAACUGUGGUACGAAGAAAGAUCUGAUAAAUGCAAAAGAUUAAAACAAGUUGAUUUCUCUCUUUGUUGUCAAAAGGGAAAAGUACAACUUCCAUUGUUGAAGAAACCUCCACAAUUGCUUCAAAAGUUGUUAAAAGGAGAAGACAGUACAAGCCAGAAUUUCUUACAUUACAUAAGAAGUUACAACAACAUGUUCUCAUUUACAUCCAUUGGUGCUAAGAUCCAUUCCUCAAUCAACGAUGGAUCAGGUCCUCCUCAAUUUAUUCUUAGUGGUCAAAAUUACCAUCGCAUUGGAAGUUUAUUGCCCGAAAAAGGAUCAAAUCCCAAAUUUGCACAACUAUAUAUUUAUGACACAGAAAAUGAAACAAGCAACAGAGUUAGUCACUUUGGGUCUGAUAGUCAACAAUCCAUAUUUGAUAAAUCAUUGAUCGAAGAAUUGAAGAAAAUGAUUGACAAACACAAUGUACUUGCUCAAACAUUCAGAAGAGUAAGAGAUUUUAUACAUGAUCAUGAACAAUCAGAUUUUGGAUUGAGGUUAUUUAGACAUCGCUUUAAGGAUCCUAGAGUAUAUAAUACACCAAUAGCAGAUGAAGUGGCAACAUUGAUUGUUGGUGAUUUGAGCACCUUAGAUGUAGGAAGGGACAUCAUUGUCAAGAAAGUUUCUGGUCAAUUAACAAGACUACAUGAAACACACACAUGUUUCAUUCCUCUUCAAUAUCCUUUGAUUUUCCCAUAUGGAGAGGAUGGUUAUCAAGAGGAUAUUCCAAUUAGAGAUUGUCAAAAAUAUGGACAAAGUAGAAAGAGAAUUCGCAUUUCUUUACGAGAAUUCAUUGCUUUCAGAAUACAAGAGAGAAAGUUUGAAUUUGGUAAUGUUGUAAAUUCACAAGCUGUUAACAAAGGUGAAACUGAUCCUUCUUCCAUUGGUAAGCGUAUUGUUCUUCCAGCUUCAUUUACAGGUGGUAUGAGAUACAUGUUCAAUAAUUGCCAAGAUGCUAUGGCAGUUUGUAAGAGGUAUGGCUAUCCAGAUUUGUUUAUAACAAUCACAUGUAAUGUAAAUUGGCCUGAAAUUGUUGAUUUUGUCAAAUCAAGAGGAUUAACUGCUUCAGAUAGGCCAGACAUAGUUUGCAGAGUUUUUAAAAUGAAAUUAGACCAAAUGAUGACAGAUUUCAAGAAGAAUAAUUUCUUUGGCAAAGUCAAUGCAGGUAUGUAUAUUGUUGAAUUUCAGAAGAGAGGUCUGCCACAUGCUCAUAUAUUACUAUGGUUGAGUGACUCUAACAAGUUAGAAAAUGCAAAGCAUAUAGAUCUAGUUAUCUCUGCUGAACUUCCUCAUCCAUAUCUCUAUCCUAAACUUUCAAAGGCUGUUCAAACAUAUAUGAUACAUGGUCCUUGCGGAGCUGCUAGAUUCAACUCGUCAUGUAUGAAAGAAGGUCGAUGUUCUAAAUUUUUUCCUAAAAAAUUUAGACAUUCAACUACAAUUGAUGAAGAUGGAUAUCCUGUAUAUAGACGUAGAGAUGAUGAUUUAUUUGUGUUGAAAAAUGGACAUAAAUUAGGUAAUGCAAAUGUGGUGCCGUAUAGUCCUCUUUUGUUAAUGCGUUAUCAAGCUCAUGUUAAUACAGAAUAUUGCAACAAAUCCAACUCAAUCAAGUAUUUGUUCAAAUAUGUAAACAAAGGUCCUGAUAUAGCAACAAUUAAAAUUACAGACAAGGAGAAUGAAUCUACAGAGAUACGUAUUAUUGAUGAGAUAAAAAGAUACUAUGAUUGUAGAUAUUUAUCUGCAUGUGAAGCAGUUUGGCGAAUUUUUGGUUUUGAUAUCCAUCAUCGGUGGCCAGCUGCUCAACGAUUAACUUUUCACUUACAAGAUCAACAACCAGUUUUGUUUAAAGAUGAUGAUCGAAUUGAUGAUGUAUUGCAUAGGAAUGAGAAUAUGAACACCAUGUUCCUAGCUUGGUUUGAAGCUAACAAAAAAUUUGAGGAAGGUAGAAACUUGACCUAUGCUGAAUUUCCAACAAAGUUUGUUUGGAUGUCUCAACAAAAACAAUGGAAACCAAGAAAGCAAGGUUAUAGUAUUGGUCGACUAACAUAUGUUCCUCCAGGAUCAGGUGAAUGCUACUACAUGAGAAUCUUACUAACAAAACAAAAAGGUUGUAUUGAUCAUGAUAGUAUAAAGACAAUUAAUGGUAAAACAUUCUCCACAUACCAAGAGGCUUGCCAAGAAUUAGGAUUAUUGGCAGAUGACAAAGAAUUCAUUGAUGUCAUUAAAGAGGCUAGCCAUCUUGCAUCUGGAAAUCAACUUAGAAGGUUAUUUGUUGCUUUGUUAAUCAUGAAUACAAUGUCUAAGCCAAAUGUUGUUUGGGAUGCAACUUGGACUUUACCUGCAGAUGGUAUCCUAUAUCAAAAAAGAAAAGACUUGAACAUACCAUAUUUUCAAAUUGAAAAGCAUGAUUUACACAAUCUUUGCUUACUAGAAGUACAAGAACUUCUAAAUUCAAAUGGGCGAGCUUUAUCAGAUUAUAGUUGCCUUCCUCAACCUGAUCUUUCAAAUUCAUUCAAAUUUCAGAACAGGUUCAUUGUUGAUGAAAUGAAUUAUGAUAAAGAACAAAUGGAGAAGCUACAUCAAUCUUUAUUGCAGUCUGUCACUAAUGAGCAACUACAUGUUUAUAACAGAAUUAUGACAGCAGUGAACUCAGAGGUAGGGGAUUUCUUUUUCUUAUAUGGUUAUGGUGGUACUAGAAAAACAUAUCUCUGGAAACUUUUGUCAGCUGCUAUUAGAGCAAAGGGAAUGAUUGCCCUUAAUGUAGCUUCAAGUGGCAUUGCAUCUUUAUUGCUUCCUGGAGGUAAAACUGCUCAUUCUACUUUUUGCAUACCAUUAGCAAUCAAUGAUGAAUCAACAUGUAACAUCAAUCAAGGAAGUCUUCGUGCUAAACUAUUGAUGGAAGCAAAACUUAUAAUAUGGGAUGAAGCUCCUAUGAUGAAUAAGCUAUGCUUUCAAGCUUUUGAUAGAACAUUGAGAGACAUUAUGAGAGCUACGAAUCAACAUAAUGCUGACAAACCAUUUGGUGGAAAGGUGGUGGUCUUGGGCGGUGAUUUUAGACAAAUCUUGCCAGUAGUAAGAAAGGGAUCAAGGUAUGAUAUUGUGAACUCAUCAAUUAACUAUUCUGAUUUGUGGCAAUAUUGCACAGUUCUUAAGCUAUCACAAAACAUGAGGUUAAAGACUGCUACUUCAAAUGAAAGUGCAAAAGAUAUAAAAGAAUUUGCUGAUUGGAUUCUUAAAAUUGGAGAUGGAAAUAUGAAUUUGAAUGAAAGUGGUGAAGCCAACCUUUCAAUACCAACAGAUCUUCUAAUUCAGGAAAGUGAAACACCUUUACUUUCUUUAGUCAAAUUUGUUUAUGGUGGUCUAAUUGAAAAUAUCAUGACUCCUGGAUUCUUUGAUGAUGGUGCAAUACUUUGCCCUACAAUUGAUAGUGUUGAACAAGUAAAUGACUUCAUUUUAUCUUUGAUUCCUGGUGAAGAACAAGUUUAUUUAAGUUCAGACACUCCUUGCCAAUCUGAUGAUGAUCAAGAAAUUCAAGGUGAGUGGUUUACUCAAGAGUUUCUAAAUGAUAUUAAAUGUUCAGGAAUUCCAAAUCAUAAGAUUAAAUUGAAAGUUGGCGUACCAAUUAUGCUUUUAAGAAACAUUGAUCAAGCAAAUGGUCUGUGCAAUGGUACAAGGUUGCAAGUUAAUGAUUUGGGAAAGAAUGUUAUCUCUGCUACAGUAAUAACUGGCAAAAAUGUUGGUGACAAAAUAUUCAUACCAAGAAUGAACUUGACACCUUCUGAUUCCAGCAUCCCGUUCAAAUUUCAAAGGAGGCAAUUUCCAAUAUCCUUAUGCUUUGCGAUGACAAUAAACAAAAGCCAAGGUCAAACUCUUUCUAAAGUUGGACUUUAUCUUCCUCGCCCAGUUUUUACUCAUGGACAAUUGUACGUAGCAGUUUCUAGAGUCACAUCAAAGAAAGGACUAAAAAUCUUAAUUCUGGAUGAAGAUGGAAAAGUAACCACUACAACUACAAAUGUGGUUUACAAAGAAAUCUUUGAAAAUCUUUGA
Messenger RNA from Vigna unguiculata (cowpea), 4872 nucleotides. RefSeq lists its product as uncharacterized. The record is from RefSeq and is a predicted model, not a curated record. NCBI's taxonomy places the organism in Eukaryota, Viridiplantae, Streptophyta, Magnoliopsida, Fabales, Fabaceae.